This is a messenger RNA of Notolabrus celidotus (New Zealand spotty), 2779 nucleotides long. It is a transcript of the gene galr2b, whose product is annotated as galanin receptor 2b. Gene Ontology annotation, biological process: G protein-coupled receptor signaling pathway. The record is from RefSeq and is a predicted model, not a curated record. Gene Ontology annotation, cellular component: membrane. The coding region runs from base 152 to 1288 and encodes 378 amino acids. The transcript is spliced from 3 exons. Gene Ontology annotation, molecular function: G protein-coupled receptor activity. NCBI's taxonomy places the organism in Eukaryota, Metazoa, Chordata, Actinopteri, Labriformes, Labridae.
AGCAACACGGGCAGAUAGCGAUGUACACAGGGAGAGCAGAGAUGUCAGAGUAAAGAGAAUGAGCAUAUCCACAGAGAAGGUCUGCUGGCAUUUUUUCCUCUUAAUUUGAAGCUCUGGAUUCUGUAGAUACAUCCUCAGCCUGAUUUCUAAAAUGUCUGACUUUGAAGACUUCACUAAGCCCGGAGGGCAGGCCAAUGUCUCUGACAGCUACCAGCUGAACCCCACCAGCGUGAUCGUUUCAGUGGUCUUUUCCCUCAUCUUCCUCCUGGGCACUGUGGGAAACAGCCUGGUGCUGGCUGUUCUCCUGAGGAGCGGCCAGGUCGGAUACAACACCACCAAUCUGUUCAUACUCAACCUAAGCAUGGCCGACUUCUUCUUCAUCAUCUUCUGUGUCCCUUUCCAAGCCACCAUCUACUCCCUGGAAGGCUGGGUGUUUGGCUCCUUUAUGUGCAAAGUGGUCCACUUCUUCAUCAACCUGACCAUGUAUGCCAGCAGCUUCACGCUCGCUGCUGUCUCUGUUGACCGAUAUCUGGCCAUCCGUUACCCGCUGCGCUCCAGAGAGCUAAGAACCCCAUGCAACGCAGUGGUAGCCAUGGUGAUCAUUUGGGGUCUCUCCCUGGUCUUUGCAGGUCCCUACCUCAGCUACUACGACCUGAUUGAUUACGCCAACAGCACUGUGUGCAUCCCCGGCUGGGAGGAGCAGAACCGGAAAGUGCUUGACACAUGCACCUUCCUGUUCGGCUACGUCAUCCCCGUGCUGAUCGUGAGCCUCUCCUACACCCGGACCAUCAAGUACUUGUGGACGGCGGUGGACCCUCUGGACGGCAUGUCAGAGUCCAAGAGGGCCAAACGCAAAGUCACCAAAAUGAUCAUUAUAGUCACUGUGCUGUUCUGUAUCUGCUGGCUACCAUACCAUGUGGUGAUCCUGUGCUACCUGUAUGGAGACUUCCCCUUCAAUCAGACCACGUACGCCUUCAGGCUGCUGUCUCACUGCAUGGCCUACGCCAACUCCUGCGUCAACCCCAUCGUCUACGCUCUGGUGUCCAAACACUUCCGCAAAGGCUUCAAGAAAGUGUUCAGCUGCAUCCUCAGUAAAAAAGGCAGAAAUAAAGUCCAUGUGGUUCACAUGGCCAACACUGUCCCAGGGUUUGAAGCAGGCUCCACGGAGGUUUCGCAGAUGAACGAGGAGAAUAUACGACAGAAUGAGUGUGAAAUGAUUAACAGGCCCAUCGUAGAGCCAAGAGAACCCACUGUGACUCUCAACUUGCCCUUUCAGCAGCAGACGUGACAAGCGAUUCAGCUCUGACAGGCUGAGAACAGAUUGCCUUAUGUGAAAGACGCUGCAACUAAUAUUUUUAAAAAAUGUGCAAACCUGUCAUCUUGAUGUUCACACUGUUGGUGGCAAACAGGAGGGAAGAUAAAAGGAUUCAUGCAUUGACAUAAAUACAGAGUAUUAAGGCGUAUUCAUGGAGCCCACUACCAAAAAUUAUGCUUUUAUCAGAACAUGUUUUCGUCCGCUCCGUUAACAGAUGCAUUUAGAAAGGUUUAUAUUUAUGAAAGGUACACAUUUCUCAGUUUCUCCUGUUUGCACCAUUUUGCCUUAACUAUGGCGUGCACUUAGGUAUGCAUUUCUUUUUCUCUCCCAGAAAGAGACCCCACAUUAUUCCAGCACCUUUUUAAUAACAGUACAGAAUGUGUCCCCUAAUGUUAGAGCAUGUUUCACUUUUUCAAGCUUCCCUAGAGGUACUCAAAAGUCGGCCACUGAGGGGGAGUCAUGCUACUCAGCCCAUUUGACUUCAGAAUCUGGAGGAAUGGCAUUCAAGUGGUGCUUCUCCACCUGCGCUAUUAACCACUACUCUGCAGCAUUACACCACCAUUAUGUCGCCCUCAUAUAAAGUCAAUUAUAAUCUCAUUAGACCGUUUUUACUUUUUGAAAGUGGGAGUCCAUCAUUAAAGUUGUUAUUUUUCUAUUUUGAGCAGCUUGUUAUUUGGCUUCGUUUCUUUUGUAUCGUGCAUGCAGAUGCUGUUCAGUCUUGUCAAGAUCUUAGUUUAAUUCAAACUGUAACAUGAGCUGUUUGUGUUAUGACGCAAAAAUUUCGAAAACAUGAUGACCUGUUAUGUUUCAAUUUCAGCUGCAUUAAGAAUCUCAAACCUUGCACCAAGUACUGAAAAAAGGUCAAGAAUCAGGGGUCAAAGGGCAAAUAGUUAGUAUUUGAUAGAUAUUUCAAACAAGUUUUUGGACCCAGGUACAUAAAAAAAAGUGCUUAACUUGUAUUUUGCAAAGAUUGUAUUCAUGGCAUGUUUCUCUUAAGUGUGAAAUCUUCUAUAUUUAAAUGAAUAUGUUUACCUCUGCAGUUGAAGUAGUGUAUUUUAAAACGUGUGUAUUUUGUGUAAUUUUUCCAAUGCAAGCAGAUCUUUAGUAUCUCUUUCUCUCUGUUUCACCGUAAGCUUGUGUCCUACCUCAAAGCUAUAAAAAAACAUGUUUCUUGUCUCUUAACUGUUGUUCUGUUCAGGUUGUGUAAGAUACAAUUUUCCCUUUCAGACAGUGUUUCAAGUUGGAACAUCCUGCUCUGAGCAAUUUAUGUCCUGUGUAUUUGUGAUUUUUUGCCCUUUUCGUCUCGAGCAUAAAGUGUCUGUUCGUUCCCUUUCAUAAUGCUGGGUUUUCAACAGCCUGUAUAAUUUGAGUACACAUAUAUAUUUAAAUAGAUAUUUACAGAGAGGGAUUGAAAUCAUGAUGUAACACAUUAUUUAUUGAGAAAAUAAACUAUUUUCUGCUGUG